This is a messenger RNA of Laccaria bicolor S238N-H82, 3528 nucleotides long. RefSeq lists its product as uncharacterized. Bases 1 to 3528 code for a protein of 1175 amino acids. Gene Ontology annotation, molecular function: protein binding. NCBI's taxonomy places the organism in Eukaryota, Fungi, Basidiomycota, Agaricomycetes, Agaricales, Hydnangiaceae. The transcript is spliced from 12 exons. The record is from RefSeq and is a predicted model, not a curated record.
AUGGAUCGAUAUCUGGGGAAGCCCCUUCCGUUCUUGCAUGGUUGGCGGAAGAUUCCAGGGGACGGCAGCUCGAUUGGCGUCAUUGUAUUCUCCCCCGAUGCGACGUUGAUCGCCACUGGUGAUGAUAAAGGGAUGUUGAGUAUAUGGCAGGCGGCCCCUGCGUGGAGGGUGAUUCGGAAAUACUUCCUGCGGUCCAGAAUUCGGGGAUUAUGCUGGAAUCCAAUACACCAGCUCACUCUCUUCGUCGGUUGCGCGAGUGGUUGCCUCUAUACGUUUGAUUAUGUUAUUCAUACUCUUGAAAAGGAAUCCGCCAACGUUCGACAGCUUCCGGGCUAUAUUCAUUCAUUAGCAAUCAAUGAAAGUGCUAGUAAAUUGGCUAUUGGAUAUACGAACGUUGAGGGUGUUCACAUUGCCUUUGUUGAGGACCCAUGUGGGGACGUCCUCUUGAUUUCUUACUUCGGUCCGCUUGGCAUCCAUGCUGGGGCCGCGCUAUCGCCCUCUGGCUCAAUUUUGGCCGCCACGAACAUGGAUGACGGCAUCGAUUGGUAUUCCAUUACAAGGCGUGAAUACGUGAGCACAACAUAUUACGACGUUCAAGGGGCCAGUCGGUCCAGACGGCUAGUUGGGAUAACAUUUCUGGAUGAGGUGACAGUUUUAGCAGGUCACGUUAAUGGGCACAUAGUUCUCGCAACCACGACCAUGACCAGCGGCCCAAGGUUGUUCACGCUGCGAAGAAAACCCUCAAAAUCAAACCGUGAGGACCUCCUUGCCCUUUGCACUCCUAAUUUAAUCCAUCCAUCGAUAGUUGUUCAGGUGUUACCGCGGGGCAUCCGAGCAGGCGAUUGUCAUAUCCUCGCCGCACUGGGAGAGGGCAGAGAUACCACCUUUGUCGCUGCUUUUGUUACUUUCCCGGACGUAUCCAAACCAUGGGUCGACGAUAGAAUAAAUCUUGAAAUCAGUCAAGCGCCGUCCACCUUUAUGAAGGCUUCAUCUGAAGUAAACCUCAAACGUAACCGUUCUUCCCAACGUGUGCCGAAACAGUCCAGCACAUCGACAAUUAUACUAUUAUCGCUAGCAGCACUAGCCUCAAUGCUCUUCAUCUGGCACGAUGUAUUGCAAGCUCAUCAUGCAGGCUCUCGGCUGUCCAACAAAGUCAAUCUCGAGCGGGAUAGUAGGGAGCUUACGACUACCCCACCACCGGCAUCCGCGGUGCAGACGACAAUCAGUACUGUUUCAUAUACCACGACCACUAUAACCACCACGAUGACGGUGAUAUUACUUGCAAAUCACACCGCAACAGUCGAAGAACCAACUACACACUCAUCGGACACAGCAUCAACUGCAAUUCGCCUCGCAAUGGCUUUGCUCGUGCCCAUCUCGAUACUCGCUUAUUCCUCCUUCAAAUCAUCUCGCCUUGCCACCCCCUCUGACCCUGCUAUGUUCAAUGGGUCUCUUGACAUAGCCCCUUUCACUCCGCCUGAGCCUAUUCAGCCUACAACCCUUCGGGACCCCGAAUGCGAAAAAUUGCUGAGCCCUAGCGCAGCCCUCCAACGGCCUAUUGGUCAAACUUCACUAACAUUAGUGAGCGCGGAGGGGCAGGCAGACGAUUCAUGUCCAGGCUCCACAAUUGAAAUGGUUCCAGCAAACUGGCCUGGGGGUCCACUUAGCUGUGAUGAGGAAACGUUGAUUCCACAGGAUGUAGAUGGCGCACCGCGGAUAAACUCUCCCGACUGCCAACUGCCUCCUAAUCAUUCCUCACCAACCACUAUUGACGAACAUCGUCGAGUUACUGAGGAUGCUCGAGCGGGUGAUGGGAGGACUGACGACUCAAAUACAAAUUCAGACCCUAGGACUGUAUUGCCGGAUAUGCAGAAGGCACCAAGAAGCAUGCCUGAAGGGCCGGGCAUGCGUCGCCGGUUUGAGGAAGAUUUUGCCCUUCCAUCAAUUCCAGAUGAGGAGAUCAUAAUUGAUCCAACUCCCGAGGUCGACAAUACGGAGAGGCUUGCGGUGCUUGACCAGAGAUUAAAAGACUUGAACGAAUCUUGGGCGACGUGGAUGAAGGAGGUCGAUGAAAUGAUAGGAUACAACAAGAACUCCUUCGGCGGUACACAAGAAAUAUCACAUGCCCUUUACAUUCUACCAAGGGACCGCGAUUUUGACUUCGAUAGCCUUCUUCAAACCGUUCAAGACGAGUGCAAUGGGGACGACCCCUUUGGCUCGAACUCACCCCUCACAAGCCCGGAAGCAUCGCCGCCUCCUUCUCCUGCUCUCCUCCCACAGGAAGUGACUUCCACAGAUCCCAUCUUCGAAAUGGAUCAGUCAGGCGUAGGCCCCAUCCGUCAGACCAAGUCAAAUCACGCCAAGCGUCAGGGCCAUAGCAGCAGGCGGAAGAGGCGCAAAGAGGAUAAAGACCGAAAGAACUUGAAUAAUGAGGCUGCUAUAUACGAGCCGCGGGCCUCCAGCAGCAGCAAACACAUUCGACCAUCUUCUGCCCUUCACACAGAUGUGGACAGCGAAAACCAACUCCUCGCUGCAUCGACGGGUUAUGUAGGCGCUAGGGGGUCCGGAAGGGGUGGCCGAAGGAUGCUUCCACUUCAGAUCUUUAUUGAGCCAAAUUCUCGCUUUGGGCUUGAGCUCAAGCAUUGGGAUGGAAGGGUCUCUAUCCCAAUCCUCGAUCAGAAACGUCGUGUCAUUGCUGUUCUUGUAGGUUGCCCCGGCAACGGCGUUGGUCACUCGGGGGUCACUCGGGAGUGGCAGCGAUUAAAUGAAUUGGCGUGCCAAGCUCUGGAAGAUGCUAGAUCGAAGCUCACCUUCAGCUCGAAAGAGAAGGUACACCGCCGCGGUCGAUUUCCUGCACUCGGUGUUGGUAUAUCUCACGGCAGCGGGCAAACUCGGCCUGGAAACCUCCACCACUCCUCACAUAACAUGGCGAUUCUUCAACAACUGCUUGCUAAUGAGGCGUUCAUUCGACUUUCUGGGUUUGUAAUCGGAGCCUUCGGGACAUGGGCCCCAAAGCUCCAUGCCUAUUACGUUGAAACCCUCAACAAGUUGCUCAAGCAUGACCCUAACCUGUUCCUAAACUUUGCUAAUGGCGUCUGGGCUGCAGCCACCUUCAAUUUCGGCCCCAAAACCGUCUGCUUUAAGCACAAAGACUGCGCAAACCUUCCGCAUGGUUGGUGUGGCAUAACGGCGCUUGGGAAUUUCAACCCAAAUCUGGGGGGCCACAUUAUCUUCUGGCAGCUCGGCCUCAUUAUCCAGUUUCCCCCAGCAUCAAGCAUUUUGGUUCCUUCAGCGUCCGUGGACCAUCAAAAUGUGCCCAUUGGGGCAGACGAGCGCAGGUAUUCAUUUACGCAGUACACCGCCGGCGCACUAUUUAGAUGGGCUGAACACGGCUUCCAAAAAGAAGAAGAGUAUCUUGGGUCAUUGACGGCGAAGGGGCGGGAGCAGGAGUUGAAGAGAAUGUCGGAAAUGAUGAAGAAGGGUUUGAACAUGUUUUCUACGAUUGAUGAACUAGCUCAAAGUAAAUAA